Molecule: messenger RNA, 2865 nt
Organism: Harmonia axyridis
Lineage: Eukaryota; Metazoa; Arthropoda; Insecta; Coleoptera; Coccinellidae
Gene: GckIII
Product: serine/threonine-protein kinase 26
Exons: 7
Coding region: 366-1997 (543 amino acids)
Biological process (GO): protein phosphorylation
Molecular function (GO): ATP binding; protein kinase activity
Source: RefSeq, a predicted model, not a curated record
CUAUGAUCCGAAAUAAAAAUGGCGUUAUAGAAUAAUCAGAUGUCUACAAAAAUAAGACUGUAAAAAAUAUCCAGAUUAUUUGGAUUUAAAAUUUCGGUCGUAUUAAGAAUAUAAGCCGUAAUAGUUGAUCUGGAUCAUUUCCGUGAUAGUUAAUUAUCAAUUAACGGGCGUUUAAAACUUGUGGAAUGUUUUACGUGAUGAUUUGUCCUAUUAUCACAGCCUUAAUUUUGAAAACCCAGGAUUAUUGCUGAAACUGUUUCAUGGAAUAGUUUGUUCUCAAUUUUGAAACCCCUAUAUUGAGAGGGACACAAUACGGGUGAAAUUGUUUUCUCAGUAGUUGGUGAAGUCAUCGAACUACCUUCAUUAUGGCCUUCAAUGAGCAAGUUGAUCCAGAGCUCAUUUUCACAAAACAAGAGAGAAUUGGCAAGGGCUCAUUCGGUGAAGUAUUCAAGGGAAUCGAUAAUAGAAGUACCCAAGUCGUUGCUAUCAAGAUAAUCGAUUUAGAAGAGGCCGAAGAUGAGAUUGAGGACAUACAACAAGAAAUCAUGGUUUUAUCACAGUGUGAUUCCCCAUAUGUUACUAAAUACUAUGGAUCCCACUUAAAGAGUACAAAACUAUGGAUAAUAAUGGAGUAUCUGGGAGGUGGUUCGGCCCUGGACUUGAUGAAGGCAGGUAAUUUCGAAGAAAUGCAUAUCGCUAUCAUCCUUCGGGAAGUACUGAAAGGACUGGAUUAUCUACAUAGUGAGCGUAAACUUCAUAGAGACAUAAAAGCGGCGAAUGUUCUGCUAAGUGAAAUGGGUGAUGUCAAAUUGGCGGAUUUUGGAGUUGCAGGUCAGUUAACCAAUACAACUAGCAAAAGGAACACUUUUGUGGGGACGCCAUUUUGGAUGGCUCCAGAGGUUAUAAAACAGUCCGCGUACGACUCGAAAGCGGACAUUUGGAGUUUGGGCAUCACCGCCAUCGAAUUGGCGAAAGGAGAACCUCCCAACUCGGAGAUGCAUCCCAUGCGUGUCCUGUUCCUCAUUCCGAAAAACAACCCUCCUCAAUUGACGGGAAGCUAUUCGAAGAUAUUCAAGGAUUUCGUUGAAUCGUGUCUGAACAAAGAUCCCGAGAAUAGACCCACAGCCAGGGAGUUGCUUAAGUAUCCUUUCAUAAGGAAAGCGAAAAAAAAUUCGUACCUGAUCGACCUCAUAGAUAGAUACAAAAAGUGGAAAUGCACGAGGAACGGUGAAAGCGAACCGGACUCUGAAAGUUCUGACUCAGAGGAACCUAAACCGGAUCAAGAUCUCGACGAUCCAUGGAUCAUGACAGUGAGAGGUAACAUGUCGGUGAAAGGAAACAUGUCCAUCAAGGUUUCGGUCAACGAUAACAACAUAACUAACCCCUACACUAAGCAACAGCAACACAACAACCAAACAUCUCAAAACGGUAGUUCCGGAGGAAUUUACCUUUCGAAAUCUCCCCCCAGAGACUCCAACCUGAAUCAUCACAAAGCAGACAGAUCGGCCCCGUCUCGACCGAAGUCUAUCGUUGCAUCUCCCGAAAGGAACGAGAGAGAAAGCGAUAUCGCCUAUAAGAGGGAGAGGAUGGAAGCUGAGUCGGAUAAGAGAAUUUCCAAGGAGAUUCCUCCGAACCUCCCUCCGGAUCAUAGAGAAAGGGGAGAUGUAGAGGGUGAUAAGAAAUCGAACAAAAAGACUGGAACGAAGGAAAGAACAAACUCUAGCGGAAAAGUCGGCUACAGGUCAAUAUGGUUGUCGAAUAUCAUUUGUCCGGUUAUCACAGAUUUGCAAAAGUCCAAUUUUAAUGGCAGAGUGUCGGAAAUUCCACACAAACCAAGCGAUGCUUUGGACGAGUUGAAAAACGCAUUUGAGAUUGCAGAACAGACAAGUCCUGGAAUCAGCGAGAUUUUCGUCAAUGAAAUGGUAAAGAAAUUGGUGCCGUCUUCUACAGAAUCAAGGCUUAAGAAUGUUAUAGAUAAAAUGUUAAGAGAUUCCUAGAACAGGAUCCGCCUGAGACAGUUGAAUUUCGUUAACAAGUUAACUGUAAUUUUAUUAUAUCAAUUGUUUAAAAAUCCUAAACAGUUACUAAUGUUUAUAACUAUAUGACAAUAUUUUCAAUCCUAAUGAGCUUGAAGCGAUGUUAUAGAAGUUGUGCAUCUUCGUUUAUACUUCAUCAUUUUACUACUUCCUCGUGGUACAGGGCAUACGUUUAUGAUAAACUAAUUUUUUUUAUAAGGUUGAAGUUUCGCCGAGUGAAUUUUAUUAUUAAUGGUUAACUUAUUUAUUCCGAAAAAAUAUUGGAUCUACUCCAUGAUUUUCACUAAUCAGAUUCAUAAAAAUCUAAUUUUUGUUAAUUUUAUACUCAGUAUUAUCGUUUACAUUUUUUCUUUGAUAAUUUUACAAGAAAUGAAAUUUUCAUUAAUAUUGAAUUAAUUUAUGUCAAGAUUUAGUGAUGAAAAAAUCCUGUACCAAUUCGCCAUUCUUGAAGUUACUUGACAUUGAAUAGAAAUAAAAAAUGCCAAUAAUAUCUUUCAAUUAUCUUGUAUAUAUGUAUAUCUAGAUCGACUAUGAAAAUCUUAAAUGUAGUUCUCUUGCAAUGUAUUUUUUUAGAUGUGUAUAUACUAUAUAUAAAAUAGAGUUAACCUGAUAUUCUUCAAAAUGUCCUCAUUCCUUUAAUAAGUAAUUUUUUUCUUGUUCAAAUUGGAAAAACCUAUAUGAGCCUGUCGAUUUUUUUUUUUCACAUUGAAUUUGUAAAAUAACGUUCAUCUUUUCAAUUUAAUUAUUUUACAGUGUUGUUAAGGAUGGUUUGUUUAGGUUUUUAUUUUAUUUAUAAAUAUAUAAUACUAAUUUUGUUGGACAAAUAUUA